GCUUUUUCUUCCUCCUUGUGUUCUCGGGAAUUUAGGGUUCAUUUUGCCCUCUUUUUUGUCUUGCGAGCGGCCUCACCGCCAAACAGAGUACAAGAAAGAGCUUCUUCUUCUUCUUUUACUCGUAGCGUACAUGUAUCGAUGGAUCGUUGCAAUCCACAGUAGCCGAGAGUUAGGCGUUUGGUCUCUCGCAGCGCGGAUCUUCCUCUGCUCUUUCACGAAGUUGCACUUAUUCUCAGUGAAUUCGGCGAUUUAUGUGGCAUAGUCACGCAUGGCACGAGCUUGUAGGUUUUGCUUGAUGCAAUUGGGACAGUAUUGUAGCAAGAAGAUUUAGUGGUUCUAUUUAUCUCGAACUAGUUGGAAUGCCAAAGGAAAGGAGGGUGCAGUCUCUGUCCUUUGGACGGCGAUCUCGUGCAUUUCCUUUCUCAGCUAGUUCUUCUUCACGGAAGUCGCUUGACCGUGUGGAGUCGGCCAAGGAAAUUAAAGAAUGGGAGGAGGCUCUUUGCCCUGUGUGCCUGGAGCACCCCCACAAUGCUGUUCUCCUUCUCUGCUCCUCACACGACAACGGUUGCCGUCCAUUCAUGUGUGACACCAGCUACCGUCACUCUAACUGUCUGGAUCAGUACUGCAAGGCCUUAUCUGGAUCCAAGCCACCACAGGAUGUUGAUGGCAUGCAGCAACCAACCAAUCUGUUAUGCCCUCUCUGUCGUGGACUCGUCAGCGGUUGGACAGUGAUAGAGCCUGCUCGCAGGCAUAUGAAUGCUAAAUCUCGGAGCUGCUCUACGGAAUCAUGUGUGUUUAGUGGCACUUAUGGGGAUCUAAGGAAGCACGCAAGGAAAGAGCAUCCAUCUACGCGACCAUCAGAGGCUGAUCCGGAGCGGCAACAAGACUGGAGGAGGAUGGAACAACAGCGGGACCUUGGAGAUCUUUUCAGCAUGUUCCAUUCAGCUGUUACUGAAGGCCAGGCGGAAGUCAGUAUCGAUGAAGAUGAUGAAGAGGACAGCAACAGCAUGCUUCUAUUUCCUUCAGUCGCCGCCAUGGUUUUGGUUGUGCAUGUGCGUCAAGCAGGAGGAGAUGACACGGAUCGAUCAUCUCAGCCACGGUUUUAUAUCACAAGACCCUCUUCAGGGGAUUCAUCGGGAAGCCGAAGGGGAAGUGGGGUGAUCUCAUUGGCAGAGGCCAUAGGCAAUUCAAGGUCCACUAGCAGGGAGACCCAUGAUGGUGGAGCUAAUGAUGAUAGCAGAUCCAGUGAGGCGGAUACAGCUUCCCAACAGAACCAAGGAUGAUGAUGCUAGUUAUUUGUUUUGUGGCUGAAGCACUCGAUCUCAUCAUCAUUGGACUAUGGUGAGCUGCUGCAAUGUCAAUUCCUUCUCUAGUCUCUUUGAAGCAUUGAGCUAGCUGCUGUGUGGCCAUAGUUCACGGCUAGCCACUGUUACUGCAGCAAGUUAAAUUGAUGGAUGGUCAUUAUAAAGUUGUUCCAGAUGUAAUUUGUUGAUGUUGUCAAACUGCUCAGCUACAUGAUGACAUGCACAGGCACACAUUAAAAGAGAAGAAACUGGGCAUUUUAAUCAGUUGCGAUGUCAUGUUCUUUCAAAAGAUCAAUAAGUUCUUCAUGUAUUUGAUGUUUUCUAAUCAAAUGUAUGAAUACCAUUCUUGAUA
Musa acuminata AAA Group (dessert banana) is the source of this 1656-nucleotide messenger RNA. RefSeq lists its product as uncharacterized. NCBI's taxonomy places the organism in Eukaryota, Viridiplantae, Streptophyta, Magnoliopsida, Zingiberales, Musaceae. Bases 360 to 1283 code for a protein of 307 amino acids. The transcript is spliced from 3 exons. The record is from RefSeq and is a predicted model, not a curated record.